AGUUGGAUGAGCCAGAAAAAGAGGAAACAUAGCGUUAGUAAGAAUGCUAUGUUUUCUCCAAUUUUCUUCUCUCUUCCUGCAAAAGUUGGCUUCCUCUUAUCGAUACUCCCAUCUCCCUUUAUAUUUCUCUCUCUCUCUCUCUCUCUCUCUCUCUCUCCAUCAUUAGUCCCUGCUAGCCUCUUUUUCCCCUUCCUUUCCCUUCACAGGAAUCAACAGCCUCGGCAGCCUGCCGAUCGUGUCCUUUUGAUGAUUCUCACAACGUUUUCAUCUCCCUAUUCAUGAAGCCUAGCGUAUCGCCGGCGCCGGCGCCGGCUAACCGCCCUCGCCGCCGGCCAGACCUCACUCUCCCCAUGCCCCAGCGUGACCCUUCCCUCGCCGUCCCCCUUCCCCUCCCCCCUCCCUCCUCAAACUCCAUUCCGACUCCCCCUUCCACGAUCGGUCAAUCCCUCCCCACCCCAAGCUUCUCCGACCUCGAACGCAUCCGCCGCAUCGGCAGCGGCAGCGGCGGCACGGUCUAUAUGGUCCGCCACCGCACCACUGGUCGAAUCUUCGCACUCAAAGUCAUCUACGGAAACCAUGAAGAGGCAGUACGCCGUCAGAUCUGCCGCGAGAUCGAGAUCCUUCGAACGGCUGACAACCCCUUCGUGGUCCGAUGCCACGGCAUGUACGACCACGCCGGUGAGAUCCAGAUCCUCCUCGAGUUUAUGGAUGGCGGAUCCCUCGAUGGCAAAAAGAUAUCGUCGGAACGCUUCCUUGCCGAGGUCGCCCACCAGAUCCUCACCGGCCUCGCUUACCUCCAUCGCCAAAAGAUCGUCCAUCGCGACAUCAAACCCUCGAAUCUACUAAUCAACGCCGCGCGUCAGGUCAAAAUAGCUGACUUUGGAGUGAGCCGGAUCCUGGCGCAGACCAUGGAUCCCUGUAAUUCUUCGGUGGGGACGAUCGCAUACAUGAGCCCGGAGAGGAUCAACACCGAUCUGAAUCAUGGGAUUUAUGAUGGAUAUGCUGGUGAUAUAUGGAGUUUUGGUCUGAGCAUAUUGGAGUUCUAUUUAGGGAGGUUUCCUUUUGGGGAGAAAUUGGGGCGGCAGGGUGAUUGGGCAAGCCUUAUGUGCGCUAUCUGCUACUCGAAUCCUCCGGAGGCUCCACCGACGGCAUCGAGAGAGUUCAGGACCUUCAUUUCUUGUUGCCUCCAGAAAGAGCCGGCACGCCGCCUUACAGCUGCACAACUUCUGCAGCAUUCUUUCAUCACCCAGCUUCAGCACCCGCCAUUACAGUCAUCUUCAUCAUCCUCUUCCAACUCCUCUCAUCCAUGAGCAUUAGCUUCCCCGUGAAUUGAGUUGGUUGAACGAUGCUGGGCGGCGAUUCGAAGCUCCUAUCAAAAAUGGGAUUUUUCCCCUUAUUCCUGAUUUCUUCUAUCAAGAUCUUCAUCUCUCCGCAUGAAUAUGGUGACGAGGAGCCGGUAGUGCUGGACCUGGUUAGGAAUGUUAUUGAACUAUGGGUUGGGAUGGAUUCCCUCUGCUAUACGUUAUGAUGUGAUCAACUGAUGAACUAUUGUAAGGAGGAACAGCAAUUUGCAAGUGGGAGAAUCAAUUCCUUCUCUUUUCUUUCUGUCUAAAAUUUGUGUGAUGCUUCUUUAUUUGAUCACAUUGCGCUUCUCAUCUGCAAGUCCUGGAUAAAAUUUUGAUCUUUUGUCAGCGAGAUUCAUGAGAUUCAAAGAAACAAGUGAAAAAUGCUUUAGAAGAUUGAAGAACCAAAUUGAGCUUGGGAUUCGGAAUCUUAUUCUAUUCCUCAAUAAAUAACUUAUGGUUACUAUUUCUUAGCUGAAUUAUCUUAUCCUGGGACAGGGGCUGGGUUUGCCUUUCUGUUGUGGGAGAUUUUUCUGUCAGCUUAGCUCGACAAAA
Molecule: messenger RNA, 1898 nt
Organism: Dendrobium catenatum
Lineage: Eukaryota; Viridiplantae; Streptophyta; Magnoliopsida; Asparagales; Orchidaceae
Product: mitogen-activated protein kinase kinase 5-like
Exons: 2
Coding region: 279-1310 (343 amino acids)
Biological process (GO): protein phosphorylation
Cellular component (GO): cytoplasm
Molecular function (GO): ATP binding; protein serine/threonine kinase activity
Source: RefSeq, a predicted model, not a curated record